AUGCCAGAACAACUUCAAAAACUAGUGAUAGAUAAUGGAUCAUAUACUAUUAAAGCUGGAUUCAAUACUGGUGAUGAUGACGGUAAUGAUACUUCUACACCAAUUAAAGUAACCAAUGCAAUAUCGAAAACUAAAGAUGGGAUAAUACAUGUUGGGAACCAAUAUUUAUCACAUACCAACAAUUUUUCUGGAAUUCAAUUUAGACGCCCAUUUGAACAAAAUAAUUUAACUUCUUGGGAAACUGAAAAACCAAUAUGGGAUUAUACUUUAGAUAAUUUAUUAUUACAAACUAAUGAUCAGUCCCAGUCGACAUCAUCAUCAUCAUCAUCAUCACUACAGAAACACAAGAGGGGGAAAGUCAUUGAUCCUGAUGAUAUUCAUUUAAUUUUAACGGAACAACCAUAUCAAUUACCACAAUUAUCGACUAAUACUGAUCAAAUAAUAUUUGAAGAAUAUGGAUUCAAUAAAUAUUAUCGAUGUAUUGCCCCUAGUUUAGUUCCAUUUAGUGUUGAUACCAAUCAAAUUAAUGAUGAUUUUGUGUUAGUGAUUGAUUCUGGGUUCAAUUCAACUUGGAUAGUACCAAUGAUAUAUCAACAAAUCCAUUGGCCUGCAGUGAAGAAAUUACCCAUUGGUGGCAAUUUAUUGAAUGGGUUGUUACGAGAGAUGAUUCUGUUUCGUCAUUAUGAUAUAUCUGAAGAUCCAAUAUUGAUUAAUACAAUCAAAGAAUCUACUUGUUUUAUAUCACUGUCAAAUUAUCAACAAGAUUUGCAACAUAAACAUGAUUUAAUGUGUGAAUUUGUUUUACCUGAUUUCAAAUUAACUAUAACAGGGUUUGUUAAAAAUGAAAAUUCAAUGUCACUGCAAAAACUACCUAAUGAUACCCAAGUAUUAAAACUUUAUGAUGAAAGAUUUACCGUUCCAGAAACUUAUUUCCAUCCAGAAAUAAUAUUUGAUAAUAAUCGAACUACUGCAUCAAGUAGUCUACUUAAUAAUGCUCCAUUCAAAAAUCUUACUGAUUUAAUAGUUGAAAGUAUUAUGGCGUGUCCUUCAAUUACUCAACCGUUAUUACUGGCAAAUAUUUGUUUAUCAGGAGGGUCAACCAAUAUACCUAAUUUUAAAACUCGAUUAAUUGGUGAAUUAAGAAAAGAAUUACCGUCAAAUUGGAAAGUAAAUAUAUUUGAUAAACAAUAUGAUAUAAAUCGUGAUGAACUAAGUUGGUAUGGAGGUAUUAAUUUAUCUAAUGAACUGGAAUUAUUACAAGAAAUUAGUAUUUCGAAAAAAGAUUAUUUUGAACAUGGUGCUAAUUGGUGUCAACAACAAUUUGGAUUCAAAAAUGUAUAA
Candida albicans SC5314 is the source of this 1341-nucleotide messenger RNA. RefSeq lists its product as uncharacterized. Gene Ontology annotation, cellular component: Swr1 complex. Gene Ontology annotation, molecular function: nucleosome binding. The coding region runs from base 1 to 1341 and encodes 446 amino acids. Lineage: Eukaryota; Fungi; Ascomycota; Pichiomycetes; Serinales; Debaryomycetaceae. The transcript has a single exon. The record is from RefSeq and is a predicted model, not a curated record.